UAGCUAAUUUCAUGGUUGCUCUGGUUGCCCGGUAGUUUCAUGUACCUCCCAAGUUUUGCCUAACUUCGCCUAGCUCGGCGUAGGCUUUGCAUAGGUACCAGGUGGGUAGGUUUGCAUGUGAGGACUCGGUUGCCCCCCGACCCACUUGUAAUUCCAGCUGGGGUAGCAACGGAUUGGCUGCAGCUUUGACAAUUCGCCAGACUUGCCUUCUCGAAGCAGCACUCAUCAAAGUCGUUGCCAUUAUGGCCUUCGAUACCUUCGAUAUCUCUAGGCCCUCAACACAAAAUGGCGGCUCACGUCCAUCUACUUCACGAUUCGUGGAGGGAUCUAUGAACGACCGAGUCAGCGCUGCACCGCCAGCACAAUUCCUCGGGCCUAAUCAGCUCAGGGAGUACGAAAGGCAGUUCUACGCCGGGCCGUCCAUAUUUCAACGAGAAGCACGCAAGACACGUCGCCCGUUCUCUGAGAGUAAUCUAUCUCCGCAAGCGAAGAUAGAAGAGCAUACUAUUACUCAUAGGAAAUCAACGGGCUUCUUCGGCCGAGUUCGAGAUGCCUUAGGAUGGAGUUCUUUCUCUUCCUCCUCCUCCUCCUCCUCCUCCUCUUCUUCUUCUCGGAGCAGCACUGGCUCGCAUAAGAUGGAGCAAGUGAGAAAGCAUAAGAGUCUUCAGGAGCCCAUCCAGCGACAGUCCCCUGCAGCACUGAGGUCGGAACAUCUUCGAGCUGCUAAAUCCCACUCCGAGAUGUACAACAUCCCGCAUCUACCUAACUUGGGUAACGGUAACACCCGCCCAUCGCGGGAGGAUGUCUUGGAAUCAUACAACCAACUGAUGGCGAGCGGCUUCUUUCAAGCUCAUGCCAUACACUCCACACGCCACGCUGCUCCAGGGAGCCGUGGUCGUGACCGGUAUUCUACACCACCGAUGCCUUCCAUCCCAGGCUCUGGACCUUGUUCUCCACAACCCCCGCCGCGUACAUCUUCUCUAGACGCGACUAAAUUCUUCAAGGCUGCUAGGAUGCCUAGAUCGCCACUGAGCCUAAACAAGGCGAGCUUUGACGGACCAAGAAUGGAAACAUUGGAGCCAGAGGACGAGCCAGUGCGUGCAUCAUGCACCAGUGAUACCCAACGUCCUACUCUCCAUAGCCGCAAACGCAGCAGAUUAGACACCGAAGACCGAACGAGCGUCGAGGCGCCCGGAAUGUCUACGUCAUCAUCUUUUGUCGAACCGCUUAAGAGGGUGGCAAAGAAGUUACGCAAGAUGCCGACUCCGCUUAAAGAUCUACGUAUGUCGGAUAACGUCUUCCAGCUCCCGCCUUCGCCCACGACGUCCGCCCGUGGUGCUUCAUACUUGAAGGAGAUAGCCGAACGCAUACGAUCGCCAUCCCCACCAUCAGUGCCGGUAGCAGUAGCGGUACCAGCACCGAUACUAGUACCGGCAUCGGCAUCGGCACCUCGACAGGCGGUGGGCAGACGAGCUGAAUCAGCUGAGCCCCAACCUCCUCGUAGAUCUCUCUCCAAUAGCAGCCGCGAUGCUGGUAGACUACGAAAGCGUGGCAAGUCAUCAUCCUUACGAUCACGGGCUUCGUCGACAGAAUCCGAGAACUGGGAAGUUCUUGGAGACCGUUCUUCUAUGGAAGACCAGAAUGACGAGCCCGAUGCAUCCCCCUUACGAUCACGAGAGCUCACUGCUCUGAGCAUCGUGCCCGAUGUAAACCGUGGCAUUCCCAUGGUUCCGCGCAUCCCAGAUCAAUACAGCUAUCACAAGCCUCGUGUUUAUUAUCACCAAGAUGAGAACACGGCGGCCAACUGCUUUUACGGAGAGGCGUUAUAAGGGUUUUUAUUCCCCGUGACAACUAACCAAGCGGCAGAAGCGAAGCGGACACCAACACCACCACGAUUUACGACUUUCUGGAUUCGUUUGCAUGAUGAUUAUGAUUGAUACGACAAAGCAGAAAAAGCGAUCACAGAACCAUUUACUGGGAAAUCGCGCGGCGUUUUAAUUUCCAUUCCGGGCGG
Molecule: messenger RNA, 2014 nt
Organism: Daldinia caldariorum
Lineage: Eukaryota; Fungi; Ascomycota; Sordariomycetes; Xylariales; Hypoxylaceae
Exons: 3
Coding region: 243-1829 (528 amino acids)
Source: RefSeq, a predicted model, not a curated record